UAUAAAUAAAUAGAAACAAUUUUUUAAAAAAGAAAUCCAAGGAUUAAAAAGGAAGAGAUAGUAGUAUUUUAUAGCAAUGAGCAGUUAAUGAAUCUGCAAGGCAACGAAUAUUGAGGGUGGAGUGGUGUGGGGAAGCGACAUGAAUUGAAUGUCUCUAACACAUGACAUGUGAGUUUCUGAUGAAUGACUUUCAGUAAAAACCCGUAGGUAGAAAAUAAAAAAUUCCUCUGGCUUCUGGCUUCUCAAAAUGAAUGAAUUGAAAUCCAGCUCUAUUAUCUAUAGUCAAAUAUGAAUUAAUUAUAGCUGCUACCUACCUUCCCAAUGAAUGGGUAUUCGAGGAUUAGCGGCGAUGAUGACAGCAGCAGCCGGAGAUCCAUGGAUCAUGAGGGAGAGAGAUUUGGAGUCAUACUGGGAAGGAGUGCUUCAGUGUCUUCUUCAUCUCAGUUUCAGAGGGCUUUCUCAAUGACAAGAUCUUCAUCGGUUUCAGAAAGAUACCGCAGGAUCCACGACCAGGAGGACACGCCAAUAACAACAUCACCUUCUAUUGCCUCUAAGAAGAAGCAGAGAGGAGGCGCCAAUAAGAUCCUCAAAGCCUGUAAGCGCCUCCUUCGACUCUAGCUCUGCUUUCGGAGGAUCCUCAAAUAUUUUACCAUGUACCACUUUACUACUUUUCAAUAUUCAUUCAUCCAUCCACCAAAACUGUAUUAAUUUAUGCCUACUUUUUAUUGGAAAUUAUCAAUCAAAACAUUCGGUUUGAUAGCAAGAUCUGUCGUAUUCAAGGUGUCUCACGACUCAUAUAUACAUGGAAUCACCAUAACAAUCAUUACUGGUAGAGAUGUACAUCUCUGGUUGGAUAGUGGUGAAAUCACUAAUGAGUAAUGACUUUUGCUUUCUUGAAUUUUUUAACUAGAAAAAAAUGUAAAUUUUUAUGAGACCUAAAUAGACAAACCAACAAAUUGCUAAAGACAUAAUGAAGUCUAAAUAUUUUCAUUGCUUUGCUUUGUAUUCGAAUUUCGGCUUCAGAUUUCUAUUGUUAAUUUAUUUCAAAGGUUUUUUUUUUUUUUUGAUUAGUGUUUAUUUGCUAAAAACAAAGUUUUGGUUUGUUGGUGUUUUGAUGGAUAUGGAUGUGAAGUGGUCUGAUUCACUGUACGUUGGUAGAACAAUAAGGAGGAUUCCCCCGGUCUGAGUGAGGGAGCACAAAUCUGUAUUUUUUUUCUUUCUUUUUCUUUAAUUGAUUAUGAGGAUUUUUAACUGUUAGAAAUUGAGAUAUAUAAAUCAAAAUAAAUAGGGAUAAUUUUUUAGCCGCUGACUAACGCACCAUUACCUAACUGGUGAUAGAAAAAUUUCUAAUAUAUCACGAAUCCAAUGAAUUUUUUUUAUUAGAUCCCAAAGCAAAUUUAAAAACUUAUUAGAAAUUUUAAACAUAUUUGAGCUCAAAAAGUAUAAAUCCGUGUUAAAUGUAUCACACAGGUAGGAAUUAAAGAGAUCUAAUCCAAUUGAUUGAAUUUGAUGCAUGAAUAUUAUAAAUUCCUUAGUACGUAGAUUACUACAAAUAAAAAAAAAUAACAAAAUAGAGAGAAAGGGAUAUAAUUACAGUGGCUCCAAUUACGUACGGUUUCUUUUGAAACUGUAUAAAAUUAUUAAGGUGGCUUUUGAAUAAAAAUUCUUCAAAUAUUCAUAACAAAAUUUAGAGAUUUAAUUUUGCUUGGUCAGAAGAUGAUGUCCGUUUAUAAUUUGUCAUUUAAAUGUUAGAGAGGAAUCAAAAUUGGCGAUGAAUAAGGUGAGAGGGAAGGGAAGGGAGCGGGAAUAAUGGUUGGUGUGUGUUUGAGAAUGAAAGGAGAGACAGAUUCUUUGGCAGAAAUAGGAAAUAGAAAAUUGGUCCUCUGAUCUAAUAUUUCUUUCUAUAUCCUCUGCUCUGCUCUGAAUGCAAUGAAAUAAUAAUGGGGGACGAGUCGCCCAGAAACAAAGUGAAGUUCCUAUGCAGCUACGGCGGGAAGGUCCUUCCAAGACCCUCCGAUGGACUCCUAAGGUAUGUUGGAGGCGAGACUCGUGUGGUUUCUGUCCCUCGUGAGAUCACAUUUCCCGAGCUAAUGAAGAAGGUGAGUAGCAUGGUGGAGGGAGUCGGAGAUAUGGUUCUAAAAUACCAGCUGAUACCAGAAGAUCUGGACGCAUUGGUGUCGGUGAGAACAGAGGAAGAUGUGAAGCACAUGAUCGAGGAGCACGAUCGGCACCAUACUGGAGCCUUACUCCGUGCAUUCCUCUUUCCCCCUUCCAAGCAAACAGGUUUGGUUGCGUGCGAACCGUAUCUGUUGGAGCAGCGCUACAUCGACGCCAUAAAUGGGAUCAUCCGAGCAAGCCCCAGGAAGGGCUCUGCCUGCUCUUCCCCAAAAUCAAACUCCCCCGAUGCAUCCCCUCGCUUUUCCAAUUCAAAUUCAUUGCAUAGAGUCCAAAGCUCUCCUACCCUCACCGACCUUGGUGUGUUUUUGGAUCAUCAGCAUCAAGGCCAACAACAGCAAUAUCAUCACCCUAAUUUUCAUUUUUCUAGACCCCCCCAGGAUCCUCAACGGCUUGGUGCAGGAAGGGUUCCCUCUUUUAACUAUCAUUACUCAAACAUCACCAGACAACUCACCCACAGAGGAGACAGAGGAGGAGGUUACGCCUACUAUGAUGACUCUCCGCCAUCCUAUGCCCAUGAUAGAAUUCAUAGUGUGUCCAGGAGUCCUAGAAGAAAAUCUAUCUGGGAAUGAAUACCGUGUAAUCUCUUAUUUUCACAAAUUCACCUAUUGCUAACUUGUAUCAUAUUUUAUACAGGCCAGCCCACAAGUGUUAGAUAAUGUAUUUUACGUAAA
Molecule: messenger RNA, 2849 nt
Organism: Glycine soja
Lineage: Eukaryota; Viridiplantae; Streptophyta; Magnoliopsida; Fabales; Fabaceae
Exons: 2
Coding region: 1941-2747 (268 amino acids)
Molecular function (GO): protein binding
Source: RefSeq, a predicted model, not a curated record